GGUAGCCGGAUGGUCCCGGAAGCUGUACUUAGGCGCGCGCUCCUAAACAAGACUGUGGGACUGAGGCCCUGAUUCUGUGAUCUGACAGCAGCCGACCUGAUCCCCCACACUCAGUAAAGGCCUACGGGCUCUGACGCUUCGGUCCAGUUCGACAGUCUCAUCCCUAACAUGGGUAAAUAGCGCCUCCACAGGUCCCUUCAGUGAAUGCGCCUACUCCAGCCGCUCCUCCUCACCUGGGGAGCGCUGAACACGCCCCCAGCCAGCAUCCCCAGCUCUGCAGCUGGGUGGCACCAAGGCGAAGCCUACCUCGUUCUGGGUUCCCUCUCCCAGCGCCAGGCGCUGUUCAUCCUCUUGCUAAGGAGAGACGACCGUCCCGAGACCCUUCAGGUUUCCAACGCAGCUCCUUCACAAGUCGCGCUCCUUGUGUAUCCUUUCAAGACAGAGUCUGCAAGCCGGGCUCGGUGGCGCUGCCUGUCAUCCCAGCACUCCGCAGACAGAGGCAAGAGGAUCUCGAGUUCGAGGACAGCUAGGCUAGGCUGCCAAGAUCUCUACCCAGGGGAGCUGGAAUCAGACUGGAACUCUGACUGGAACCCUGAGCAAGCUUUGCCGGGGGGGCAAAGAGAAUGUCUGCAUUGUUACAUCAGAGAUGAGCCUUCAGAAGACUUAGGCCAAGUGGCAUGUCUCACUGCAAAUGAGCAUGCCUGUCUCUGAGCUGUCUCUUCAUCACAAACUAAUGAAGCACACUUUAGGUCUUAUGGACAAAGGUUCCACUCUUCUCCAGGUGCCCUGGCAGCUGGUACAGGGACUGUGAACAAUGGAACCAAACUCUCAGAGAACUAAAGUCCCAGCUUUCUUAUCUGACUUGGGGAAGGCCACAUUGAGGGGAAUCAGGAAGUGUCCCCGAUGUGGUACGUACAAUGGAACCCGUGGGUUGAGCUGUAAGAACAAGACAUGCGGAACCAUAUUUCGCUAUGGUGCCCGGAAGCAGCCUAGUAUUGAAGCUGUCAAAAUCAUCACAGGCUCUGAUCUACAGGUCUACUCUGUGCGGCAAAGAGACCGGGGCCCUGACUACCGAUGCUUUGUGGAACUAGGUGUUUCAGAGACGACAAUCCAGACAGUGGAUGGGACAAUCAUCACUCAGCUGAGCUCUGGCCGGUGUUAUGUCCCCUCGUGUUUGAAAGCUGCCACUCAAGGCAUGGUGGAAAACCAGUGUCAGCACAUCAAGCUAGCAGUUAACUGCCAGGCAGAGGCUACCCCUCUGACUCUGAAGAGUUCAGUCCUGAAUGCUAUGCAGGCCCCCCCAGAAACCAAACAGACCAUCUGGCAGUUGGCCACAGAACCUACGGGUCCCCUGGUACAGAGAGUCACUAAAAACAUCAUGGUAGUAAAAUGCAAGGCAAGCCAAAAGCACAGCUUGGGCUACUUGCACACGUCCUUCACGCAGAAAAUCAGCUCCAGAAGCCUGCCAGAGCGCCGCUUCUUCUGCUCCUGCCAGACUCUGAAGUCACACAAGUCCAGCGUCCCCAAGGCUGAGGCAGCCCCGAGGUGCAUCCACUUCUUUGCCUGCCUCUGUGCCUUUGCCAGUGAUGAAACAUUGGCUCAGGAAUUCUCGGACUUCCUAAAUCUUGAUGCCAGCGGUCUUAAAGAACUAAUUGUGCCCCAGUUAGGCUGCCACUCAGAAUCAUCUGUCUCAGCUUGUGAAUCUGCUGCCCCUAAGCCACGGAAGAGGAAGAAGGAGGAAGUGUCUGGUUCACAGGUGAACAACUCCCUGAUGCCUCAAGACGCAGUAAACAGCAGUGUAAGGAAGAGUGGCCUGAAAAAGCCCGUGGUUGCCGCUUCACUAAAAAGGCAGGUCUGUGGUCAGCUGUUAGAUGAGGCACAAGUGACCUUGUCCUUCCAAGACUGGCUGGCCAGUGUCACAGAGCGUAUCCAUCAAACCAUGCACUAUCAGUUUGACGGCAAACCAGAGCCCCUGGUGUUCCACAUUCCUCAGUCCUUUUUUGAUGCCUUGCAACAGAGAAUAUCCAUAGGAAGUGCAAAAAAGCGGCUCCCCAACUCCACCACAGGUGCGGAGUCUCCCUGGGAAGACCAGUGGCAAUUUUUUGACACCCCAGAGAUGCCCCUGGAAAUCACACGGAGCUUUAUCCAGAACCGGGAUGGGACUUACGAGCUGUUUAAAUGCCCUAAAGUGGAGGUAGAGAGCAUAGCAGAAACCUAUGGCCGAAUAGAGAAGCAGCCAGUGCUGAGACCUUUGGAGCUGAAAACCUUCCUCAAAGUUGGUAACACUUCCCCAGAUCAAAAGGAGCCAACACCCUUUAUUAUUGAGUGGAUCCCGGACAUACUCCCACAAUCCAAGAUUGGUGAGCUUCGAAUCAAGUUUGAGUAUGGUCACCACCGGAAUGGACAUGUGGCUGACUACCCAGACCCAAGGCCACCCCUGGACCAGCCUUUGGAGCUGGCCCCUCUGACCACUAUCACUUUCCCUUGAGGCAAAUCGAGUUCUUUUGCGGAGUUUGCACAUCCCCACCCCUGACCACUGUAAAUUCUAGUAGCACUUAAUGUGGCCCCUGCUAAUAAACUGCACUUAGCUAAGGUGCAGUUGCUCAGAGCAUCCAUGUGGGUUCUGUAGAAGGAACUCUUGUACAUAGCCUUGUUGGCACUGCUGUGUACAGUCUUAUUAUAAACUUAUAGGCACUUAUUUCUGACCAAGUCCAGGUCAUUGGCGUUCUCAUGGAGUCACCUGCAGCUCGCCGAUUUUCUGUAAUUCUCUAAGAAGUCGGCAGCUCUGGAACUUAGCCAACAGUGUGAAAAAGAUAACGAUGCCCUGGGCAGAGCAGAAUGCAAAGGAUCUGCCUGAGAGCUCCAAUACUCUAUCCUGAUAGCAAAUAAAAUAGUGUCACUAGUUUUUCCAAA
Messenger RNA from Peromyscus maniculatus bairdii (prairie deer mouse), 2913 nucleotides. NCBI's taxonomy places the organism in Eukaryota, Metazoa, Chordata, Mammalia, Rodentia, Cricetidae. The record is from RefSeq and is a predicted model, not a curated record.